ACUGCCGAAGUGUGCGUCUGUUAUCCACAAAAGUUUCGCGUUUUGUGCUUUUCUUUGUUUACUUCAACGAAAGUACAUUUUCUCAGUACGCGGUGAGAAAUCCAUUUCGCACAUUCCAUUGCCAUAACCUCAGACCGAUCUGUGGAAGUUCAGCUCUCGGGUCAAAAGGUUUAAAGUUUCAAACGUGAGACGUGGCGAAAGGCACACGUGGAGAAAAUCCACAUACCUGUGUGCGUACUAGAUCAAUAGAGCUUAAAGUUCGGUAGCAGCUCUCCGGAGUUCCCUAAUGUGGCUCUGGGAAUAUAUUAUGCUAAUCAGACAACGACGGGAGACAAGGCGCAAUGUCAGAGUUCCUUUGGUUUAUUUGGGCACAGGUGCUGCUGGUUUUUGCGCCCUCUACCUGAUCUUCGGCUCUGGCGCCCAGCUGCUGUGCAACAUCAUUGGCGUUUUGUACCCCGCCUACAUUUCUAUUCAUGCCAUUGAAUCGAGCACAAAGGAGGACGACACCAAAUGGCUAAUCUACUGGGUAACCUUUGGCAUCUUUACCGUGAUUGAAUUCUUUUCGGGUGUGCUGACUUCAGUGAUUCCCUUCUACUGGCUGCUAAAGUGUGCUUUCCUCAUCUGGUGUAUGCUUCCCACGGGACUUAACGGUUCCAAUAUUAUCUACGCUAAGCUGGUGCGACCUUACUUCCUGAAACACCACGAAUCCGUCGACAAAUUUAUCGACGACGGCAUGAAGAAGGCCGCUGGAGUGCUGAAGCGAGACUAAGAUGCGGAAGUGCCGUAGUUCCGCCCGUUGCUCGCUUAGACAUGCAUUUGGUUUAGGGCCUGGUCAUUACCCUCACCUCGUAUCGGUUACGUUUUGCAAUAAAUUUUAAAUCUGUA
Drosophila ficusphila is the source of this 885-nucleotide messenger RNA. RefSeq names its product receptor expression-enhancing protein 5 (gene ReepB). The record is from RefSeq and is a predicted model, not a curated record. NCBI's taxonomy places the organism in Eukaryota, Metazoa, Arthropoda, Insecta, Diptera, Drosophilidae. Bases 287 to 769 code for a protein of 160 amino acids. The transcript is spliced from 4 exons.